AUGACAAAGUUUGCACCAGCACUGGAUGACUUGGGUGUCGUGGCGCCUGCUCCGCGUCAGCGCUAUGUGACGGUGGCUUUUAUCGGCACAGGCGUGCAACUAGGUACGCGAUCAGCAAUAUCCAACACGGGGCGGUUUCUUUGGGAGCGUGCCUUUGCGGGGUCCGACGCGAAACGUCUACGCGUUCGACACCAGUGCCGAGAAGGUCGUCUGCGGCUUGGGUCACCGGUUGCACCUCGAGCCAGCUGGGGCACGCCCGGGCAACGCCUAUCGAAUCUGACACAAAGCUUAGCAGUCGGUUUGUAUAUGGUCCCGCUGCUGUUUUGUUUCGUGGAUCCAAUGGGACUGUUUGCCGCGCCUUCGCCAGCUUUCAAGCUACCACCGGUCGAUAUGACGGACCCGAACCGGUGCAACUUGACGUCGUCGACGAUUGGCCAAGCGAAUGCUGCACGCGAUAAGUUCCUAGACGGGAGGUUUUGCGAUUUACGCGGUAGAGACUUUAGUGGAUAUGAUCUGAGUGGGGUUCUGCUCGAAGGCGCAACCGCGGAUGAGGCGCGUUUCCGGUCCACGCAGCUGAGCAAGGCAUACGCACCGGGCUUCAAAUGCCGCAGAUGCGAUUUCGAGGACGCAGUCGUUGACCGUGUCAACUUUGAGAAUGCUGAUCUCAGUGGAAGCGUUUUUAGGAAUGCGGUUCUUUCAGAUUCAAUGUUCAGCGAUGGUACGAAUGUGCGUGAUGUUGACUUUACAGAUGUCUAUAUUGGCGAGUACGGCUUGAGACGGCUAUGCCGAAACCCGACGCUCGACGGAGAGAAUCCGCUGACCGGUGCCCCGACUCGUGCAUCUCUCGGAUGUCGAGCGGAGCGCUAG
Molecule: messenger RNA, 867 nt
Organism: Cyanidioschyzon merolae strain 10D
Lineage: Eukaryota; Rhodophyta; Bangiophyceae; Cyanidiales; Cyanidiaceae
Product: similar to thylakoid lumenal 17.4 kD protein, chloroplast precursor
Exons: 1
Coding region: 1-867 (288 amino acids)
Source: RefSeq, a predicted model, not a curated record